Molecule: messenger RNA, 1728 nt
Organism: Pseudozyma flocculosa PF-1
Lineage: Eukaryota; Fungi; Basidiomycota; Ustilaginomycetes; Ustilaginales; Ustilaginaceae
Exons: 2
Coding region: 1-1728 (575 amino acids)
Biological process (GO): cell division
Cellular component (GO): plasma membrane
Source: RefSeq, a predicted model, not a curated record
AUGUGGGCCAAAGGCGGUAACGUGGCUCAUCAACGUCCCUUGCCGCCUCUUCUCUGCUCCUCCUGGCUCAGCUGGCUAUUUUGGGAGGCGCUCGAGUACACCCGCCCUUCCCAAAGGCCAUCGCCAUCGCCAUCGCCACCGCACCUCGCCACUGAAUUACCACCACCACCACUAGCCAUACAUCCCUCCCCCUCUGCAUCUCCAUCAACCCAACAGCCACCUACCAUGACCAGCACACCCCCUACCAAUGCUGCCGGCGCCGGCUCCCAGGGCGUCGAGAUCCUCAAGAUCGACAAUGUCCGCGCAUCGCAGUCCUACGACGGCGAAGAUGUCACCCUGGGCCUCGGCACCCUCCGCGCCCUCCUCGUCGCCAUCGAGCUCCAGGGAUCCAGCACCCAGGACCACUCGGCCGCCGCACCCACCGACCCCGAAAAGCUCGACCAGCACCGCAACCUCUCCACCGACCUUUGGCUCGUCCUCGCCAUCGGCGACUCGUUCAGCCUCCCCAUCCCGGCGUUCCAGUCCAUCCGCCCAGAGCGAUCCGGCAACACCAGCUCGUACGUCAUGCCCUCGCACGACGUAGAGGGCGCAUCGAUCCGCUUCUCGCUCCCCGCACAGGCCACAAAGCAAGAGACCAAGCGCCUCGAGGAGAUCCUCGCUCAGUACUCGGCCUACCAGGACGACGACGCCACCGACAGCGGCACCAUCGAGCUCAUGGACGACCAGGGACAUGUCCUCGCCGUCGUCAAGGACCAGUUCCAGGUCGAGGAGGACGACGCCCUCUCCGAGUCCGGCCGCGAAAAGGACCCCGUCCUCAUCGACCUCGCCCCCGAGCCGGCCGCCGCCGCCGCCGCCUCUACCGGCAAGGACACGGCCCACGUCUCCAUCGCCCCCCAGGACCGCGAAAAGGGAGACUGGCUGCUCAAGGGCGCCGACUUUAUCUCGCGCAACAUUGUCAAGGGCUCCGAGUUCAUCGGAUCCAAGAUCACCAACGCCGCCGACAACUAUGUCGCCAAGAACCCCGGGCCUGGAUCGAGCAUCACCUCGCCGACGGACGAGAAGGGCACCUCGAGUGGCGCGCAGACGCCCACCAGCCAGCGCAACAUCAAGGUGCCCAGCGCUGCCCAGUCGGGCGCCGCGACGCUGUACAACUGGUCCGGCCAGGCCGUGCAGGUCUCUGCCAAGACGACGGGCAAGAUCACGGACAUGGCGGCCAACAUUGGCGACAAGAUUGGCAAAAAGACGGGCAUCCAGCGACAGGUCAAGGCCGACGGCACCCUGGGCCCGCAGCCCAAGGGCAUCCGCGGCUUCGUCAACCGCUCGCUGCUGGCCACCAACAGCGUGCUCGACGGCGUGGACGCGGGUGUGCAGAACCUCCUCUACUCGAGCUCGGGCGCCGCGUCGCAGGUGGUGGCGCACAAGUACGGCGAGGACGCGCGCAAGCUCAGCGAAAACAUUGCGCGCUCCGGCGGCAACGUGUGGAUCGUCUACAAGGACGUGCGCAACGUGCGCAGGAGCGCCCUCCUCAAGGCCGCACGCGGACGCAUGCUCAAGGCCCAGACGCCCGACGGCGCACAGGUCACGAUCCGCGUCGACAAGGACGGUCACGCCACCGUCGAACCCGACAAUGAAAAGUCGGCGGCAGCAGCGCCGACGUCGACUUCGACUGCACCUGCACCAGCAUCAGCUUCGGCAGGAGCGGCGCCGUCGGAGAAGACCAAGUCGUAG